AUGGUGAAGAAAGCGAUCGAUGCGCGCAUACCGGCGCUCAUCCGCAAUGGCGUGCUCGAGAAGAAGCGCAGCUUCUUCGUUAUUGUAGGAGACAGGCAGAAGGAUGUCAUCGUCAAUCUUUACCACAUCCUCCUCAAUCUUGACAUCAAGUUGAACAAGAGUGUGCUAUGGGCGUACAAGAACAAACUGCUUGGCUUCACCAGCCAUCGCAAAAAGCGGGAGAAGAAGGUCAAGAAAGAGAUCAAGCGAGGUAUCCGAGAAGCAGAUGUGGAGGAUCCAUUCGAAUUGUUCGUCAGCACGCAGAACAUUCGAUAUGUCUACUACAAGGAGACCGACCGAAUACUCGGUAACACCUAUGGCAUGUGCAUACUACAGGACUUCGAGGCAAUUACGCCGAAUUUGCUCGCCCGGACGAUUGAGACGGUGGAAGGCGGCGGCCUUGUAUUGCUAUUGCUCAGGGGCAUGAACAGUCUGAAGCAAUUGUAUACCUUGUCCAUGGAUAUUCACUCGAGAUAUCGAACCGAAGCACAUGGCGACGUUGUCGCACGUUUCAACGAGCGAUUCAUCUUGUCUCUUGGCAGUUGUGAGUCAUGCCUUGUGAUCGAUGAUGAGAUGAAUGUACUGCCCAUCUCUGGAGGCAAGUCAGUCGUGGAGAAGAAGCCGUUGGAAGACAACGAAGGCAAGUCUGCGUCGGCGAUGGAGUUAGCAGAAAUUAAGGCCAGCCUCGCAGAUACGCAACCUGUUGGCCCACUAGUACAACUUGCGAAGACUGUCGAUCAGGCGAAAGCUCUGCUUACCUUCGUGGAGGCCAUUUCGGAGAAGACGCUUGCCAGCACCGUCACACUCACGGCAGCUCGUGGUCGAGGCAAGUCCGCAGCGCUAGGAGUGGCAAUAGCCGCGGCGGUCGCUCACGGCUAUAGUAACAUCUUCAUCACAUCGCCAUCACCAGAGAACCUCAAGACCCUCUUCGAAUUUGUUUUCAAGGGCUUUGAUGCGCUUGGCUACCUCGACCAUCAGGACUAUACCAUCAUCCAGUCGACGAACCCCGACUUCAAUAAGGCUAUCGUGAGGGUCAAUGUUCACAGGCAACAUCGACAAACAAUACAAUACAUCCAACCACAGGAUGCAUACACGCUCGGGCAAGCUGAAUUGGUCGUCAUCGAUGAAGCCGCCGCGAUACCGUUGCCGCACGUGCGGAAACUGCUGGGUCCGUAUCUUGUCUUCAUGGCUUCCACCAUUAACGGCUACGAAGGUACCGGUCGGUCGCUUUCUCUGAAGCUCAUUCAGCAGCUUCGCGAACAAUCGAGAGGCCAGAAGAAGCUCAAUGGCGAUCAGCAAGUUGCCAGUCGCACGGAUAGUAAGCAUGCGGAUGGUGCAUACACACCGGCUUCCUCACGCUCGUUGCGGGAGAUUACGCUAUCGGAACCCAUUAGGUACGCGCAAGGCGACAGUGUUGAGCGGUGGUUGAACCGACUGCUCUGCCUCGACGCAACAUUGCCACGACGGUCGAAUCUUCAUGGCACACCGCAUCCAUCACAAUGUCAGCUAUUGCAGGUCAAUCGCGACACUCUCUUCUCAUUUCACCCCGUUAGCGAGAAGUUCUUGCAGAAUAUGAUGGCGCUGUAUGUGGCGUCGCACUAUAAGAACACUCCCAAUGACCUGCAGCUCAUGUCUGACGCACCGGCGCAUCAGCUGUUCGUGCUUGUGGCACCAGUGCAAGAGGACGCAAAUCGGCUGCCGGAGAUACUGUGUGUGCUGCAAGUUGCGCUCGAAGGCCAGAUCAGCAAGGAGAGCGUGCUUAGCGCCCUCUCACGGGGUCAGAGAGCAGGUGGCGAUCUUAUACCGUGGCUUGUAAGCCAGCAAUUCCAGGACUCGGAGUUUGCAGGUCUUAGCGGCGCGCGCAUUGUGCGCAUUGCCACGAAUCCGGACUAUGCUAAUAUGGGCUACGGUUCUCGAGCACUGCAGCUGCUGACGGAGUUUUACGAAGGCAAGCAUGUCAACUUGUCCGAAAACGAGGAUUUGGCCGCCAUGCACGAGCAAGAGAUGGUCCGAGUCACCGACACUGAGCUCGAGAAUAGUACACUGCUCGCGGAUAAUGUCAAAGUUCGUGACAUCAAAGCUAUGCCGCCCCUUUUUGCGCGGCUGUCAGAGCGCAAACCGGCAGGCCUUGAGUACAUCGGCGUGUCAUAUGGUCUGACACAGCCGUUGCACAAGUUCUGGAAGCGUGCUGGCUUUGUACCAGUGUAUCUGCGGCAGACACCUAAUGACCUUACUGGCGAACAUACUGCAGUCAUGCUUCGGACGCUAGAGACCGCUUCGAGCGAUCCGAGCUGGCUAGGCGCUUAUGCUCAAGACUUCCAUAAGCGCUUCUUGUCAUUACUAAGCUAUCAGUUUCGCACCUUCGGAAGCGUGCAAGCGCUGGCUAUUGACGAGUCAGCGAACUUGGGUAUCAAGCUUUUAACCGAGGGCGAAAAGGUCAAGCCACUUGACAAAGCACAUCUGGACGACACAUUCACGCCAUUUGACCUGAAGAGGUUAGAUUCGUAUGCAAAUAGCAUGAUUGACUAUCAUGCCAUUCUGGAUCUACUACCUAGCAUAGCCGAGCUGUACUUCACCGGCCGUAUGCGCAACGACAAUGGAAUCAGAUUGUCCGGCGUACAGCAAGCGCUGCUCUGCGCCGUGGGCUUGCAGCGAAAGGUGCUUGAAGAUGUGGAAAAGGAGCUUGGUCUGGCCAUGAGCCAAUUGCUGGCCAUGUUCAACAAGGUGAUCAGGAAGGUCAGCAUGUAUUUUCGACAGCUGCAAGAAGGUGCUAUCGUUGCCGAUCUACCACGAGCAGAAGGGGAAGCACCUACGAACGGCGUCACAAUCGACCCCGAGACGGUCGGCAGAGAGCUUGAAGCGGAGCUUGCAGCUGGCGGCGCGGAGUUCGACAAAAUGGAGCGAGAACGGCACAAGCAGAUGAUUGAUGCACUUCCACUGGAGAACUACGCUGUUGUGAACGGCGAUGCAGGUUGGGAGGACGCUGAGAAGGCUGUAAAGGACGGUAAGAAGCGGAGUACGUUCAGCGUCAAGUCAUCAAGGGCGGAGGACAAGAACAAGCGGAAGGCUGGCGAAGCGUUGGCCGAGGCGCAAAGGGAGGCGGAAAGUGUUGGCAAGAAGAAGGUCAAGAAGAGUAGGUAA
Molecule: messenger RNA, 3180 nt
Organism: Baudoinia panamericana UAMH 10762
Lineage: Eukaryota; Fungi; Ascomycota; Dothideomycetes; Mycosphaerellales; Teratosphaeriaceae
Exons: 1
Coding region: 1-3180 (1059 amino acids)
Biological process (GO): rRNA acetylation involved in maturation of SSU-rRNA
Cellular component (GO): nucleolus; 90S preribosome
Molecular function (GO): 18S rRNA cytidine N-acetyltransferase activity; tRNA binding; ATP binding
Source: RefSeq, a predicted model, not a curated record